GCUCAGCAUGCCGCAGUACAAACUGACAUACUUCAACCUGCGCGGGAGAGCAGAAAUCAGCCGCUACCUGUUUGCCUACUCGGGCAAGACGUACGAAGACCACAGGAUAGAAGCAGCUGACUGGCCAAAAAUCAAACCAACUAUCCCGUUUCACAGACUCCCAAUUCUGGAAGUAGAUGGAGUUAUCAUUCACCAGAGCCUGGCAAUGGCAAGAUAUCUUGCCAGAGAAGCAGGUCUGGCAGGUCAGACACCUGUGGAACAGGCACUAGCUGAUGCCAUUGUGGACACCAUAGAUGAUUUCAUGACGCUGUUCCCUUGGGCAGAGAAAAACCAGGACGUGAGAAAAAAAGCAUUUGAUGACAUCCUCACCAACAAAGCACCUGAGCUGCUGCAAGAUUUGGAUACUUUCUUAGGGGAUAAGAAGUGGCUGGUAGGGAAUUCUGUAACAUGGGCUGAUUUCUACUGGGAUGUGUGCAGUACAACACUGCUGUCCUGCAAACCUGACCUGGCAGACAAACACCCCAGGCUUCUGGCUCUCAGAGACAGAGUGCAAGCACUUCCAGCUAUUGCAGCCUGGAUCCAGAAAAGACCAAAGACUGUAAUGUAGAUCAGCUGUUUAGACUAGGAAAAACAAAUGCAUGUUUGUUUUUCAGUAUGUGAAGCAGCUUAAGUUAUUAACAUAAUAAUCAUUUCAAAUAACUUCAGGCAGGUAACACUAUAUCAAAUCAAAAUCUAUCACUUGUAUC
Messenger RNA from Acanthisitta chloris (rifleman), 746 nucleotides. RefSeq names its product hematopoietic prostaglandin D synthase (gene HPGDS). The transcript has 5 exons. NCBI's taxonomy places the organism in Eukaryota, Metazoa, Chordata, Aves, Passeriformes, Acanthisittidae. Gene Ontology annotation, molecular function: glutathione transferase activity. The coding region runs from base 8 to 607 and encodes 199 amino acids. Gene Ontology annotation, biological process: glutathione metabolic process. The record is from RefSeq and is a predicted model, not a curated record.